UACAGAUUAAAAUGACUUGAACUGUGUGUCACCUGAUAAAGAAAUGUUAUUUCUUUCUUAUGUUAUUUCUUCAGUUAAUUUCUUAUAUUGUAUCUCUAUAUUAUGCCACUGUAAGACAUCAUAUUGCUUUUACUGUCAUUAUACUGUUACUGUAAAUGAUUUAAAGGCUAGCGUGAGAACCUGAAUACAAAUGGUGAGAACAUCAUUGAUCUUCCUUCUUAUCAGGCACCUCUUCAAACCAUACCCGAGAGGCUGUUUUAUCAAAACACCAGGUGUGCCAAACCUCAGUGAUCAACAGCCCCAUCUCUUAUCCCCUGUUGUCCUUUCUGUUAUCUCAACCCCUUGCCCGUCCAACAGAUGGUUUGAAAAGUUCAAGAUGGUGCAGCGCGUGGCAGUGAUUGGGGCCGGUCCCUCUGGUCUGGUCAGUGUGAAGCAGUGUCUUGAUGAAGGUCUGCAGCCCACCUGCUUCGAGAGCAGUGACGACAUGGGUGGACUCUGGAAAUUCAAGGCAAUUUCAGAGCCGAACAGGGCCAGUAUCUACCGCUCUCUUACUAUUAAUAUUUCCAAAGAAAUGAUGUGCUAUAGUGACUUCCCUAUUCCUGCUGACUACCCAAACUACAUGCACCACUCAAAGAUCCUUAAUUAUUUCAGGAUGUACGCUGAACAUUUUAAACUACUCAAAUAUGUUCGAUUCCAGACCUCUGUGAAAAGUGUAAAACAGAGACCUGACUACACCAGAACUGGACAAUGGGAAGUUGUCACAGAGACCAAAGAUGGACAAGAGGAGACGCAUGUUUUUGAUGCAGUAAUUUGUUGCUCUGGUCACUACACUUAUCCCAAUCUCCCAUUAAAAGACUUCCCAGGAAUUGAGACAUUUGAGGGAAAGUACUUCCACAGCUGGGACUACAAAGGACCUGAAGGAAUGGAGGGGAAGAGAGUGGUGGUGAUUGGCAUCGGAAACUCUGGAGGAGACAUAGCAGUAGAGUCCAGCAGAUUUGCAAAGCAGGUGUAUAUGAGCACUCGGAGAGGGGCAUGGGUCAUUCGCCAGGUGUCAGACAAUGGAGUUCCGGUCGACAUGAAAUACAACACUCGAUUUGUCCACAUCCUCUUCCAGCUUCUGCCUAUGAGUGUCUUGAACUGGAUUGGAGAAGGCAAAGUCAAUGCCAUGUAUGACCACACCAUGUACGCUCUGAAACCCAAGCAUCGGCUGUUCAGUCAGGUUCCUGUGAUAAAUGAUGACCUGCCCCUCAAGAUCCUGUCCGGCUCAGUUAUUAUUAAAACAAAUGUCAAGGAAAUCCGUGGCUCUGACGUCAUAUUCUCAGAUGGCUCUGUUGUUGAAAAGGUUGACGUAAUUGUUUUUGCCACGGGCUACAACUAUGACUUCCCAUAUUUGCCCAAGGAAGUAAUGUACAGAACUGGCCAUCGCGUUGGCCUGUACAAACAUGUGUUUCCCCCGACACUAGAGCACCCGACUUUGGCUGUGGUCGGAUUCAUCCAUGCCCUGGGAGCCAUCAUGACCCAGGCGGAAAUGCAGGCACGUUGGGUCACACGGGUGUUUAAAGGACAUUGUAAGCUACCUCCAACCCCGGCAAUGGUAAAGGCUGUAGAGAAAGACACUAAGGACAUUGAAAAUAAUUACAUAGUGUCCAAGCUAACCCCGCUGCAGGUGGAUUUCGUUACCUACAUGGACGAGCUCGCUGGGGAGAUUGGAGCGAGGCCAAGUCUGCUGUGGCUCUUCUUCACAGACUACCCCCUGUUUAAGAAGGUCCUAUGGGGUCCUGUCACUGCCUAUCAGUACCGCCUUGUAGGACCGGGGAAGUGGGACGGCGCACGCAGGACAAUCUUCACCCAGUUUGAUCGCAUGUACCAAGCUCUGAAGACAAGACAGGUUGAAGAAGAAUCACAUGUAUCCUACAUUGGGAGACUGAUGAAGCUGAUUAUGUUUGUGAUGGCUGGCGGAGCUGCUGUCUAUUACUUUCAUAAUCACAAUCCAGACACCAUUCCCAGUCUGAUUUCAAAGAUUGUACCAAUAAUUUCAUGGAACAAUCAUCAUUAGUGAAAGUGCCUUAUGCAAUGAAUGUAAAACCAUGAUCAUUGUUUUAUUAUACUGCCAUAUAUUAUGUUACAUAGUCUAGACUGUAUCUUGCUCUAAUCUGUUUGAAAAACAUUUUAAGACAUGUUUUCUCAUGUAUUGCAAUCAUCUUUUUUAACCAUUAUUCACAAAUGGCAUCUGACAAGACAAUUGUGUGCAGGACGGUUGGGCAGUAUCCAAAUUUUUAUACCGUUAAACCUUCUCAGCAUUUUACAGGGAUAUUACUGUUUUACCAAAAUGUAUGACUUUGGUGAGCUACAAACCCGCACAGCUAUAUGUAUGACCUGCAGAUUUAUAAUCUCUGAAAAGUUUCACAUGAACCAUCUCUAACGUGAUACAUGCACAGAACAGACUCACCAUCAGCCGCACAUCUACUGUCACAGAAAGAACACUCAUAUUCCACUGAGUCGUGCCUUUUAGUCCGACAGAAGCGGACCUCAUCAGCACAAGGAAAGAGCUGUUUUUAUCAGGCUUCAUAGUUUAUGCAAAUGAGCCAUGUGGUUUUAAGCUUCAUUUCUGUAAAAUGUAAACAAAUGUGCGCAAAGCUGCUUUAAACACAUUAUUACUCAAAGUAUAUUUGAAUCCUCAAAGUAGGAAAUAAAAAAAAAAAAAAACUACUUAAAUUAUCCUCCCACAUUCAUAAUACACAUUCAACAAGACAGGAAGGCAACGUGGGGUGAAUUACACCACGAUCUGCCAAUGAAUCUUGGGUGCCUGGGCUAAGGGAUCAUUCUCAAGUCUUGUCUGUUUGUUUCACUUAGUGUGCCAUAUAAUCCGCUGCGCCUUCUGUAUGACAACACCUUCAACAUUAUUGAUAUUGUGUCUUAUAAUCCAAAAAAUACCUGUAAUAAUAAAAACACAAAUAAUAAAAGAACAUUAAAUAGCAAAUUCAGUAAAGAAACUAUAUGUUAUGUCAUAGGCUAUGGGUUACAUCAUAUCCUGAGACUGCAACAGGAACGGUCAAUUGGUUUAUUUACCCAUCUCCCGUCAUUCGGCCUGAAGCCAAAAUGUCUCAGUCUCACUUAUGAGUUGUCACGUGACAAUGGAACAAAACUAAUCAAAUGACAUCUCCCCACGCAGUUAAAAGAAACAUUAUAGACUACUAUCCAUUUUAAGUCAUGAUAGCAUUAAACUGAAACUACAACCACACAUUCAUUUGUGCUUAGCAAACAAAUUGAGGUAUUAAUAUUAGGUCCUUAUGCGCUGCAGAUUUUUUUAAUGAUGGUAAUGAAACUGAUACCAUUGCUACUUUUUGAUACCGUGGGAUACUGUAAUAUCGUAUCACCGCCCAACCCUAGUAUGCAGUCAGCACAUUUGACCCCAUAUGAACCCAUACUGUGGAAAUAGGCUAUGUCAAUUAUAAACCAUAUAUCUCUUCAUUUAUUUACACUAAUGAAAAACAUUAUAACUCCAGUUUAAUCAGUGCAUGUAGGAAUAGUUUGUUGAGUGUGCCACCUGGAGAUAAAGCAUUUAAUUUAAGUGUAACAGCUGGGGACUCUUUGUCAGGCUGUAUACAAAAGACAGGACAGAGUGUGGAGUCAGUCAGCUUUAUUCCUGUGACAGACAUAUAAAUACUCUUCACACAUUUUAGGCACACUGGCUCCUCUCUACAGUCUCUAACGUGUUACUGAUGAGAAGGGGAACAAUUACAUGGAUGUUUUAUUACCAUAUUACACAGGGUUUUGCUCUCAAUUAUAUAAACCAUGUAUGAACAAUAAACUAUUUAAAAUUUA
Messenger RNA from Boleophthalmus pectinirostris (great blue-spotted mudskipper), 3825 nucleotides. RefSeq names its product flavin-containing monooxygenase 5-like. Bases 191 to 2056 code for a protein of 621 amino acids. Gene Ontology annotation, molecular function: flavin adenine dinucleotide binding; NADP binding; N,N-dimethylaniline monooxygenase activity. NCBI's taxonomy places the organism in Eukaryota, Metazoa, Chordata, Actinopteri, Gobiiformes, Gobiidae. The transcript has 11 exons. The record is from RefSeq and is a predicted model, not a curated record.